AUGAAGAAGGCUACAGACGAAUUGCUCUACGAAAGCAAAGAAAACUUUGAAGACGCCACUCUACUCCUCCACCGCCCCGCCAUAAUCUUUCUCCCUUUCUUUAAAGAAAUCUUCGAAACUGGUAAAGAAAAGGAGCAUUCUUUGGUCUGGUGCAAGGUAUAUGAAGCCGACCGAUCGGAGUCGAUUGGGGAGUCUAUACUGGCCCGAUCUGGGCGGGAUUGCCUUCUAGUUCGUCAUUCUUUCUUUGACAAUAAUCCGAGGAACUUCAUUGACGUUGGAGGAGGAGUUCUUGGAUGUCGAGGAUUCCACUCGAGUUUCCGAACCUCUCAGGGAGGCUUGCCUUUGAACAUAGACGUAUCUACAACCUUGAUAAUUCAGCCUGGUCUUGUGGUAGACUUUCUUAUCGCUAGCCGAAAUGUGAAGGACCCCUUUUCUAUUGACUUCGCAAAGGUAAUGAACAAUUCAUUUAGGCAGUUGCAUGAAGUCGAGGAUGUUCUGCAACAACAUGGAAACGGGACCCGAGAUCUUGAUUCGGACGCUCGAAGAGCUGAGGAAGCUUAA
Molecule: messenger RNA, 561 nt
Organism: Fraxinus pennsylvanica
Lineage: Eukaryota; Viridiplantae; Streptophyta; Magnoliopsida; Lamiales; Oleaceae
Source: the annotation of a GenBank genome assembly